AUUUCCUUUAGUCUUGUCACAUACUUUCUCUUCAUCAUCUUCUUCUUCUUUUGAAUAUAACCUCACCGGCAAAACAAGAAUUCGGUAGCUACAUCAAUCUCAACCUUCCUUCAUCUGAUAUAUAUCAAGUAUCUAGAGGGAAAACUCAAUUGCUUGAUGUAGAAAAAUUUCUAUUUCAUGAUUCUUGCAUAGAAAACAGAUCGAAAUAUAAACAAUGGCAUUUCAGAGAGAUGGUGAUCUUAACCUUGAGGCUACAGAGCUCAGGUUAGGCCCUCCGGGCACCACCGAAGAGCCGGAAAAGCAAACCCAUCCUACCACUACUGCUAAGUGCAACAAAAGAUCUUUGCCUGACAUGAACGAGGAAUCAGCAGGCUCAAGGACGAACAACUCUAAUGUCUCCAAUGAGAAAAAGCACGACCGAACUUCUCCUCCCACCAAGGCACAAGUGGUAGGGUGGCCACCAAUCAGAUCUUACCGGAAAAACUGUCUUCAAGCAAAAAAAAUGGAGGCUGAGGCUGCCGGAAGUGGAAUUUACGUUAAAGUUAGCAUGGAUGGUGCUCCUUAUCUUAGAAAGAUCGACUUGAAGGUCUAUAAGGAUUAUCCUGAGCUCCUUAAGGCCUUAGAAGACAUGUUCAAGUUCAAAGUCGGUGAGUAUUCUGAGAGGGAAGGGUAUAAUGGGUCAGAAUUUGCACCUACAUACGAAGACAAAGAUGGUGAUUGGAUGUUGGUUGGAGAUGUUCCAUGGGAUAUGUUCAUGAAUUCCUGCAAGAGGCUGAGAAUUAUGAAAGGUUCAGAAGCUAGAGGCUUGAGUUGUGCUGUGUAAAUUAAAAGCUCCUACCAGAAAUAUAAAUAUAAGAAGAAGAAGAAGAUCGAUAAGACCAUGCAUAUGCAUCUUCAUGAACAAGAAAUAUAUCCUUUUUGCCGGGGCUUCCACGAAGAAAAACCUGGAUCUGUUUUUCCCAGAAAAAAAAAAAAAAGCAAAAAAAUUCUUGAUCCAGUUUUUUGUUUUUCAACUUAUGAGAUUGCAAGGUGAAAAUUAUAGGGAAUUUUUAGGAGAUCUUCGAAAGAAGAUCACAGAUCUGCAUGUAUAGUCUGGUAUAUAUAUUAUGUACAAAUAUUAACGAGUGAUGUAUUUGUAUAUCUUCCAAAAGUUUUUUCAUGCAUGCAGCAAUGAAAUAAUUGAAUUAUAUAUAUAUAUUUACACUUUCUCAA
Messenger RNA from Hevea brasiliensis (rubber tree), 1212 nucleotides. Its product is annotated as auxin-induced protein 22D. The coding region runs from base 215 to 823 and encodes 202 amino acids. Gene Ontology annotation, biological process: regulation of DNA-templated transcription. Gene Ontology annotation, cellular component: nucleus. The record is from RefSeq and is a predicted model, not a curated record. Gene Ontology annotation, molecular function: protein binding. Lineage: Eukaryota; Viridiplantae; Streptophyta; Magnoliopsida; Malpighiales; Euphorbiaceae. The transcript is spliced from 3 exons.